This is a messenger RNA of Austrofundulus limnaeus, 2985 nucleotides long. RefSeq names its product nucleoporin 107 (gene nup107). Lineage: Eukaryota; Metazoa; Chordata; Actinopteri; Cyprinodontiformes; Rivulidae. Gene Ontology annotation, cellular component: nuclear pore; nuclear pore outer ring. Gene Ontology annotation, biological process: post-transcriptional tethering of RNA polymerase II gene DNA at nuclear periphery; protein import into nucleus; mRNA export from nucleus. The coding region runs from base 93 to 2813 and encodes 906 amino acids. The transcript is spliced from 28 exons. Gene Ontology annotation, molecular function: structural constituent of nuclear pore. The record is from RefSeq and is a predicted model, not a curated record.
AGUGCAGCGAGCUGAUCAAGUCUACUGCAAAUAUUCAAACGAAGAAGAAAGCUCCUCAAUCCUCGUGAAGCGGGAAUCGGCUUUUCUCCAGCAUGGACUGGGGUCAGAAUGAGCUGCUGUCUCCGGUGGUCCGAGAUGAUGAGAUGACAGUCGCUGCUCGCAGGAGGAAGAAGGUGGCCUUCCCGUCACCCAGCAGCGAGACCCCCUUUGUUUCUGUGGUAACUCCAGCCCGGCCCCUGCUGAGGACCCCUGCCUCUCUGUUCCGACAGGCGGUAACUCCCAGRGCUCCGGAGCUUUCCUCCAUCUUUGCGUCGGGGGUCCGGACGCCUCGGUACACGCGCACGCCCCGAACCGCCGCCAGCAGCCUGAACCUGGACGACAGCGCGUGGACCGACAGCCUGUACGCCUCCCCCGUGCUGGGCCUGGAGAACACCAGCUUCUUCACCGACGACGUGGCCAACCUGAGCUCKGCGCUGCUGAAGGAGGACGACCCCGGAGAGGCAGCUGCUGCCAGUCUGUUCCCGGAGUUCCUGGCUUCCUUCCUGAAACACUCUGCUUCUGCCGUGUUUGAGCUGCUGGAGGAUUAUCAGAACAUCUGCCAGGAGAAGGUGGACGUGCUGCAGUCCGUGGUGCUGAGGGCGGGUCAGAACAGUAAAACGGCGGGGGUCCGCUGGCUGCUGCAGCAGGAGAACCACACCUGGAGACUCGUGGCGUCGCUCUACAGAGAUCGAGUCCAGUUGGCGCUGGAGGAGGACAUGAUGACGGACAUGGUGGUUCCCAGUGAGAGCGAGAAGGUCGUGGUGGAACAGCUUUUCCAGAGAGACGCCGUCAUCCGGCAGAGUCAGCUGGUCAUUGAUUGGCUGGAGAGCAUCGCCAAGGAUCAGAUGGGAGAUUUUUCUGACAAUAUUGAAUAUUAUGCCAAAAACGUCUGCUGGGAGAACACGCUGCACGCCCUGAAGAUGAGGAGGAAGAGUGGCUCCUCCCUCACCGUCCCUCUGGUCACUGAGCUGGACCCCGACGCCCCCCUGCGGCAGCAGCGCCCCCUGGCAGACCUGGACAGGGAGGACGACGCCCGUCUGCUGAAGAACCUGUUCACCCUGAUCCGAGCCGGGAUGACCGAGGAGGCUCAGAGGUUGUGCAAACGCUGCGGUCAGGCCUGGAGAGCUGCGACCCUGGAGGGCUGGAAACUGUACCAUGACCCCAACAUGACCUCAGGGAGCUUGGAGCUGCAGCCGGUUGAAGGGAACCCACACAGAGGCAUCUGGAAGGCCUGCUGCUGGAGGAUGGCUGAAGAGGAGCAGUUGAACCGAUACGAGCGGGCGAUCUACGCCAGCCUGAGUGGAAACCUGCGACCGCUCCUGGCCGUGUGCGAGUCCUGGGAGGACUGCGUUUGGGCCUUCUUCAGAGUGAUGGUGGACUCGCUGGUUGAGAAGGAGCUGAUGUCGUCGGGGAUGGCCCACCAGGAAGUGGAGACACUGCCGCGGGAAUAUCUGGAGGCCAACUGGACCAUGGAAAAAGUGUUUGAGGAGCUUCAAGCGUCUGAAUCAAAGAGAGUCCUGGAUGAGAUUAAAGAACAUUACCACGUCAUCCAGAAGUUUGUCAUAGUCGGAGAUCUGGACGGUUUAAUGGAGGAGAUUUCUCAUUGGCUGACUGCCUCUAAGCCCCUCCCCUCACACCUGCUGCGUUUCAUGAGUCACCUGGUUCUGUUUUUCCGCUCCCUGGGUUUGGCCCUGAAGGAGGAAGUCAGCGUCGAGGUGCUGAAAGCGUACGUCUCAGUCCUGAUCCGGGACCAGCAGACCAACCUGGUGGCGAGCUACGUCGGCCAGCUUCCUGCUGACCUCGCCACCUCCCAGUACGCCGCCUUCCUGGAGACCAUCACCCAGCCGGAGCUCCGCCCUCGAUGCCUGCAGCUCGCCACCGAAGCUGGUCUGGACGUGGCCGCCGUGACGAAGCUGGUGGUGGAGACCGUAAGAAAGCAAGACGAGAGCGACUUUACGCAUCACAACCAAACGCUGGAGACGGGAACGACAAAAGACGACCAAAAGAAGAUCGACGUCAUCGAAUGGCUGCUGUUUGACCCCGCCCACCGAGCCGAGGCUUUAAAACAGUCCAACGCCAUCAUGAGGAAGUUUCUGGCGCUGCAGAAACACGACGCAGCCAAAGCCGUUUUCUCUAAAGUUCCUGAAGACUCCAUGAGGGAGAUCUACUCUCAGUGGACGAGCGUGGAUCAGACCGCGCCCCUCCCCGCCGAGGAUGAGAACGCCAUCAGGGAGCACCUGUGCAUCAGAGCCUACCUGGAAGCUCACGAGGCGUUCACCGACUGGUUCAGCCACAGCGGCUCUGCACCACAAAAACCAAUACCGGCCCCCGAGGCCAAGUUCACGGAGCAGGUGGCCAACGAGAUGAGAGAGAAGGAGUACCAGACCGCCCUGAGCGCCUGGUCGUGUCGACUCGACGUUCUGACUGAAGACGUGAAGGAAAGGAUCUACAACGUGCUGCUGUUUGUGGACGGAGGAUGGAUGGUCGACAACAGAGAGGAGUCGGACGCAGACACAGAGCGCAGCCACCAGAUGGCAGCGUUGCGCUCCCUGUGUCUCCCACGCCUCACCUUCUUGUUGCUCAGUGUCCUGCAGAGCUCCUCCAGACACCAGGAGGCGCUGCGUCUCGCCGACAUCAUCUCAUCGGAUCAGCACCGCCUCUACAAGGUUUUCUCUAAAGAGGAGAUGAGGAGGCUGCUUCAGAAGCUGCGGGAGUCGUCUCUGGCUCUUUUGGACCGAGGACUCGACCCACUGGGCUACGAACUGCAGCCAUAACACACACACACACACACACACACACACACACACACACACACACACACAAACACACACACACCUGUCAGCAGGGUUCGUACACUUUUCCCACAGUAAAGUUCAAGCACUUUUCAAGGUAAAUUUUCAAAUGUCCUGAUGCAUCUCAGUAAUCCAGGUAGAAAAAAAUGAAAAA